This is a messenger RNA of Phalaenopsis equestris, 1922 nucleotides long. Its product is annotated as pentatricopeptide repeat-containing protein At5g66520-like. The record is from RefSeq and is a predicted model, not a curated record. The coding region runs from base 34 to 1917 and encodes 627 amino acids. Lineage: Eukaryota; Viridiplantae; Streptophyta; Magnoliopsida; Asparagales; Orchidaceae. The transcript has a single exon. Gene Ontology annotation, molecular function: protein binding; RNA binding; zinc ion binding. Gene Ontology annotation, biological process: RNA modification.
AAAAUUUGCGGAUCUCAUUUUUCUUUAUCCUCCAUGCGUCCCGCCAUUUCACUCCGCCAUCCUCCGCCAAUCUCCCGCAAUGCUCCCCUUUUCUCCCUUCCCCCUCUCUCACUUCUCCCUCCCUCCCCUUCCCUCUCCCAAAUCCUCCAAUCCCACGCCCAUCUCGUCUCCCUCGGCCUCUCCUCCAGCCGAUCCGCCAUGUCCCACCUCCUCGCCGCCUGCGCUGUCUCCCCCUCCCCGCCUCCCUCCUACUUCCACUCCAUAUACCUCCAGAUACAGCUUCCCAACGUCUUCGCCUCCAAUAAUCUCCUCCGCUGCCUCUCCAAAGGCGAAAACCCUAAUCAAGCUCUCGCCUUUUACAAAAACAUGAGAAUCUCCGGCGUGCCGACCAACAAAUUUACCUUCCCUGUUCUCCUCCACGCCUGCACCAGAGAUCCAUCUCUUCCGCAAGGAACCCAGGUCCAUGCCCAUGCGUUUAAGUUUGGUUUUUGUGAAGAUUUGUAUGUCCGAAAUGCGUUGAUAAGCUUAUACAGCGCUUGCAGAUCAUUCGGCAAAUCAAGGCAGGUCUUUGAUGAGCUCCCCGAAUGCAGAGAUUUGGUUUCCUGGAACGCCAUGUUGGCUGGACAUGUGAGGAACGGGCAAAUUGAUGUUGCGGAGAACAUGUUCGAUGAAAUGCCUGAACGGGAUGUGAUUACUUGGAGCACCAUGAUUAUGGGCUAUGUUCAAAAUGGGGUUUUGGAGAAAGGUCUUGAUUUGUUCGGCCAAAUGGUCCGGAGUGGUCGGGUUUUUGUAAAUGAGGCUACUUUGGUCACCGUUCUCUCCGCCUCGGCGCAACUGGGCUUGCUCGAGCAUGGAACUUUCAUCCACUCGAUUAUAAAGAAUGUGAAUUUUCCCCUUACAAUGGCCUUAGGGACAGCACUCGUGGACAUGUAUGCGAAGUGCGGUUGCAUCGAUCUGGCCCAAAAUGUGUUUUAUCAUAUGCCUAAAAGAGAUGUGUUUGCUUGGAAUGCCAUGAUUUGUGGUAUUGCUUCUCACGGACAAGGAAAGGAAGCUCUUGAACUAUUUCAACAAUUCAUCAACGAAGGACUUAAUCCCACAGCCGUGACUUUUGUUGGCAUCCUCAAUGCUUGUAGCCGAGCUGGUUUGGUUGACGAAGGUCGACGGUUUUUCAACUCGAUGGCUAACGAAUAUGGCAUUGAGCCAGAGAUGGAGCAUUAUGGUUGCAUGGUUGAUCUAUUCGGUCGAGCCGGUCUUAUUCCAGAAGCUCUUGAAUUGAUUCAAGGUAUGAGCGUCAAACCAGACUGCGUGUUAUGGGCGACUCUUUUAGGGGCUUGUAAAAUGCAUGGAUUUGUUGAAUUAGGAAUCAUUAUAGGGAAAAAUUUGAUUAAAUUAGAACCCGGACAUGAUGGGCACUAUGUUCUUUUGGCCGCCUUGUAUGCCAAGGCGAGGAAAUGGGAAGAUGUUACUGAGGUUAGGAGGUUGAUGUCGAGUCGUGGGACGAGUAAAGUAGCGGGUUGGAGCUUAAUUGAGGCUAAUGGGGAGCUUCAUAAGUUUAUUGCAGGAGAUUUGGAUCACAAAGAGUCUUCUAAGAUCUACAAAAUGAUUGAAAUUAUUGGGAAGAAGUUGGCGGAGGCAGGUUAUUUACCAGAUGUCUCGUCGGUCUUACAUGAUAUCGAGGAUGAGGAGAAGAUUUAUGUAAUAAAUGUGCAUAGUGAGAGAUUAGCAAUUGCAUAUGGGUUGAUGGUGGUCGAGCAGGGCCGUCCGAUUCGUAUCGUUAAGAAUCUCAGGGUGUGUGUAGAUUGUCAUGAAUUUAGUAAGAUGGUGUCGAAGGUGUUGGGGAGGGAGAUAAUUGUGAGGGAUGGGAGUAGGUUUCAUCAUUUUAAGGAUGGUUUUUGUUCUUGUGUUGAUUAUUGGUAGCCAAU